CGGUGCGGGAGGCGGCGCGGCGCUCGGCGGCCCGCUCGCCCGCUUCGGGCGGCUGGGGCUCUGCGUCCGCAGGGAAGCGGUAUCUGCUAACAGAAGAAGAUAUAAAGUUACAAGAAUUUCAGCAGAUGAAAGUGGCAAUUAGAAAUCAGCUUCAUAGUAAUAAAGAUCAGUAUUUUAAAAAUAUAAAGGAAAAACUAAAGAAAAAUGGAAUAAUUCUCAAAAAUGAAUUUAAAAAUUUGCUGCAUUUGUGCCAGACUUCAUCUGAUGUGGAACUAGCCAGAAAAGUUAUUUACAGGUACCAUGAACAGAAUGGAAUCACAGCCUUACAUAACUUUAAAUUUGGGCCACUCUUUAUGAGGCUGUGUUAUGAGCUAGACCUUGAAAGACCUGCAGUAGAACUUAUUAAAGAUCAGAAUUUGCGUGGUUUUUUCUCAGACAGUACAUCAUUCCAUAUUUUGAUGACGAUGUUGUUUAAAAAAGGCCAUUUUGAAAGUGCUUUGGAAGUUCUGGUAGAAAUGAAAAAACAAGGUAUACCUUUCAACAAAGAAACCUAUCUACUUGCAGUUGCAAUAUGCUAUAAACUGGACAGCCCAGAGUCUUCCAAAAUCACAGUGAGACUGCUUGAAGAAGCACAGCUAAAAGGUGACACGGUACCACUGCGAGCAUACUGCAUUGCAGUGGCAACUGCUCUCAAGCAGAACGAUGUAGCACAGGCUAAAUUUUAUUGUUCCCAGAUAAUGAGAACAGAAAACAAACUCUACAAUAAUCUUAAAGUCCUUGUCCAGCUCAGAUCUGGUUUGCUAAAAGAAGUAAUAAAUACAUUAGAGGCAGCAGUGGAAGUAGAUACUUCUCCCUUUGUGAAAAGAACUGAAUUUUCUGAGCAGGUGCUGGCUGCAGUCAGGGAAAAGAUGGAAGAAAACCCUGACCUUUCUGUCAAAUUAGGAAAUAUUUAUACGAAACUACAGGCUUCAGGACGGAUAACUAUGUGCACACUGGAAGACAUGCUUUUCCAGAUUCCUAGUUCAAAGAAGACCACUGCAAAGCUUUUAAAUCAGAAACAAUUGGGCUAUCAGGGUGCUAAUCCACUUUGGUCAAAUCUGUUGUUAGAAUAGUUCAGUAUUUGAUGCCAAACUGAACUGCUGAUAGCAGUUCAGUUAUCUCUUAUUAUCCAGGUUCAAAUAAAAUGUCUUCCCUUUUUUACACAGUGAGCAGUUUUAAGAUGUUUGUGUAAAUUUCAUUUUAAAUACAGGUCAUGUAGCUUCUGUGUUUAAAUUUUGAUCCUAAAAACAAGCUGCAACAGUGGGUAUUUGUGUGUUUUUCAGAACUGGGAGUGAUGGAAAGGUUUGGCUUUUUCCUUAGGCUCUUGUAUCAGGAUUUUCCUAUGCUAAAUAUUAUGUAAGUGAAAGGAUGGAAGCGAGCAAAGCAGGCAAAAUGAUAUGAGUAUCUGACCUGACUGGGGAUCAUGAGAAGAAAAUUUGAUGUUCAUCGGAUGUACUGUUCUGACUGAAAGGAUAGAAGCAGGCAAGAGUCCAGAUAAAAGAGCAUUGAAGUGCUUGAACUGUUAAUUCAAAGUCUGUAGAUCUCAAGACAAUCAGGGGGAAGCAAGCAUCUUUUGUUCACUUUAAUAUCUUUUUCUUCUAAAGAAAUAUAUUAGUAUUUUUUUCAUAUCAACUGGGAUCAUGGAAAUGCUAUGGGGGAUUAGCAUGGUAACCAAGUGGUUGCUUACUCACUUGAAGAACAGAAGUCACUCUCAGACGUCACAAAUUGCUUCCUUCUCAUUUUCUGAUAUUAAGAUUCCUAGGAUAAUCUUGAUGCAAAUUUGCAACUAAGUAAUAAAAAGUUCCCUAGAGCAAUUAUGAUCACAUUUUUAGCUAUAAUUAAACCAUCUGCAUAGUUUACACUAUUUUUUGAUUGAAAAAAGUAUAAAGAAACUUCACUUUGUCCAUCUUUAAUGACUCAAAAACAAAUGUGCUUGACUCUAGCCAUAAAAAGUUGUUUGUGUCUGUGAGUCCUGUGUGCCCAAAAAUCUGAACUCGCUCACCAUCUGGAAUAGAAGGAAUUGGAAACAGGUAUACCUUGGAUAGCAUUCAUGUGCCUUUGGGUGACUUAGCAUGUGAAAUGAUGAACAUGUUGAUAAGAGAACUUGGCAGUCUUGUGAGCACAAGACUAGGUUGAACUCAGCUUGGUACUUGCUAAGUUGGGCUGCAUUAUCUCUCCUCUGCCUUCUGUUUAUUUAUUUUGUCUCUGUCCCACUCAAGCAAAUGUCAGAACUCAGAAUGUAUUUUCUGUGAAUAAAUACCUGCAUCUAUAUCACUGUAGCCACUGAGACACAAGAGACAAGAACUCAUCCAUGUUCUAAUACAAAUGUGGCUACAGCUGUUGGGAUGUUUCCUUCUGAAGCUCUAACUCUGUAACUUAUUUCUUUCGUCGCAGUGUGUCCUGUUAAUAUUUAAUAUGUACAAAAACUGUUACAAAGUAGAUGAAAUUUCAUGCAAGUGAAGAAUAAUUUGAAGUGUGUAUCAUACUUCUGUGAAUCGUGUGUACUCUUUUUAUGAUUGGUGGCAGAGACUAAAGUACUACAUACAUUAAGAACACAGCUAUUACUUUUUCUGUAAUAUUGUGUAGCAUGUAAUUCCACAUGUAAUUUUCCCUUCAUUGAAAAUUCUUUCAGCAUUUCUAGUACUAUAUGGACUCUUGAGAAGUUUCCAAUCUUUUCUCCACAAAUAAAUUUGAUAUGAGAUUUAUAAAGGCUGCUUGCAGUGUGGCAAGGAUCAGUGGCAAAAAAAUAUAAAGGAAUUAAUUACUAUUCAGUUUACUUUGUUGUCCAGUGCAUUUGGGACAACUGUUUGGUGUUAAAAGUGUAUACAUGCCAUGUUUUUAAAGGCCAUGAAAGACAGUUUGACCCAUUUAGCCUUACCUAGCAAAUACAAAAGGUCAGUUCUGUUUUUAAUUUCCUAACUUCACACUUUAAAACUUGUAUUAAUUGCAAGAUGUUGCUGCAUCCUAGGACUGUGCAUGUGUAGUUGUUCAUUCUAAUCAGAAUUGUUUAGGUUCCUAAAUAAGGCUGCAUCCUACCUGCAACUGAAGUAAUCAUAACUUCUAUUAAAAUUGUCAAUAUAC
This is a messenger RNA of Sturnus vulgaris (Common starling), 3120 nucleotides long. Lineage: Eukaryota; Metazoa; Chordata; Aves; Passeriformes; Sturnidae. The record is from RefSeq and is a predicted model, not a curated record.